Messenger RNA from Hydractinia symbiolongicarpus, 2121 nucleotides. RefSeq lists its product as uncharacterized. NCBI's taxonomy places the organism in Eukaryota, Metazoa, Cnidaria, Hydrozoa, Anthoathecata, Hydractiniidae. The record is from RefSeq and is a predicted model, not a curated record. The transcript has 6 exons. The coding region runs from base 699 to 1889 and encodes 396 amino acids. Gene Ontology annotation, molecular function: DNA-binding transcription factor activity.
UGAAUUUGUGUAUUCUAUUCACUUUGAUGUUGCGAGUUUGUGAAAAUAGAUCACCAAACGCAAUUGCGAUCCCUUAAUUAUAUGUAUAUAUACACAUUAAAUUUAAUUUACAACAGCAGUAAAAAUAACUGUAUUUAAACAGUAAUUUUAAAUAAGUGCUAGUAACAUCUUAUUAGCAUCCAUGUUCACAUGUAAUCACCUUCUAAUUUGAUCUACACUGUGUUACUAUAAACUCAAAUGCUGCAUUAAGUCUGUUAUUACCUCCAACCAUGUCUUUCUUGGUCUACCUCUGGGUUCCAGUCCCCAAUCAACUCAAUCUUCUAUCUGGUUUGUUUCUGGGUUUACAUUAAAGUUACGCUUUUACAGUUUGUCUUGUUUUAAAAAGGAUUGUAUAGCAAUUUACUGUAUUUAUUUGCAGUUUGUACAGUAUUUUUUAUGUUUUAAUGAAUGGUGUCAUUUAAAUUCUUUUUUAAAAAUUUUUUUUAAAGGUUUGCAUGAAAUUUGUUUAUAAUUUGUAAUUAAGAGUAUUUUGUAUGACAUUUGUUUAAAAUGAUUCAUAACUGCCGUUUGUAUAAAGAUAGCAAAGUAUAUGUCAAACUUUUAGAAAAUCAUUAAAAAAAAUUUAAAAUAAAAAUAAAAUAAAAAUCAUUGCGUGAACAUAAAGAACAAAUUAAGUAUAUUAUUUUUACCUGAAAAAGAUGGAGGAAAAUACAUGCUUGACAAAUUUAGCUGGUGAAUUACAAGCUGCGGUGGCCACAGAUGAUACAAAUGUUAAUAAGGAAAAGGUUAUAGAUGUGGUUAUUGGUGUUGAGGAAAACUCCUUAGUUGCAAAUUCUAUUACUGAGGUUCAUGAAAUAAUAAAACAGCAUGAAAUAGAAAACACAUUGAAGUUUUCAAUAUACACAAGUUGUGCUGGUUUUGGAAAUGCUGAUGUAUUUAAAAAGAAGCAUAAAGUGUAUUGGUCUGACACCCAUAUACAUUUUUUUGGUAUGCCUUACUUUAUACUUAGUACAAAAGUUUUGGAUUGUCAGCAUGGUAAAAAAAGAAGGCAUAAACAAGAAAAGGUUGGCAAUUGCAAAAGAAAAUAUAUCACUACAAAAAAGGUUGGCUGUGGCGCACAAAUAAAGCUAAAAGAAAUUAUUCUAUUUCCCCAAUUCAAGAUAGAUGAAAAUACUAAAUGGAAAAAAAACGAUAUGUCAAGGAAGGUGAGACUUGCUUUUGAAGGGGGAAACAUAACAAACAUGAUCACGAAAUUCAUUAUAACGUUGCCAGAUUUAUCAUCUCAUGUUAAUCAUGAACUAGGAGAGGCUGCUGGCGUUAGUCAAUCAAUAGAUAGUUUGGUCAUUAAAAGAAUUCAUGAAUUAGUAUUUGCUGGAGUGACAAGUGUUAGUGAAAUGCGAUUGCACUUGGAUGCUUUUGUACAAAAUGAGUUGUUUUAUGGAAAGGAUCUACCACCUAAAAGCAACAAAAGAUUUUACCCAGAAGAAAAGAAUAUACGUAGCCAAAUAUAUACAGCUAGGCAAAAGUAUGGUUAUUUACCAUUAAAAGAUGGAAAUAAUUAUGAAGAUACAUAUGAAACAACUGUCGGCGAAUAUAAUAUAUUGGAUCAUGGUGAAACAUGUUAUACAGAAAAUGUUGAAGAAGAAGUACACGAACCUGUUCUUAAGAAACAAGCUGUUCAAAAUUCAUAUGGUCCAGCUAGUAGGGAGAUUUUAGAUGAACUUAAAGGAUUAUCGUAUUUGACGGAGGGUAAUAUUGUGGUUAUGAAAAAAUUCCUGAAGUCUUUGGAAGAUAUGAAAAGCCUGUUAUCCAAUACGGUUCAGAAGAGUUGUGGCCUUACAGUAGAAUAUAAGACAGAAGAAAAGAAGAAACGAUGUAGACAAAAGUAACACCUUUUUGAAACAAAAUUUUUUUCUUACUUACUGUUUAUUAUAGUUCUAUCAAAUAAACUGAAUCUAAAUUGUAAUUUCUGAGGUUACAGCAUAUAAUGUUUUAUAACAAUGUAUUAAAGGGACAUUUAGAUACUAUAUAUAUAUUUUUGUACAUGCAUGCUUAAGAAAAAUACAUACAGUAGGUAAUGAUUUUCUUAAAAAGAUAAUUCUAAGAUAUGCAUCGUUCUUU